Molecule: messenger RNA, 3684 nt
Organism: Cherax quadricarinatus
Lineage: Eukaryota; Metazoa; Arthropoda; Malacostraca; Decapoda; Parastacidae
Source: RefSeq, a predicted model, not a curated record
ACACUAGCCCGAAGAGAACGUUACAAGAUUAAUACAUACGUUACACAUCCAUGGGUGUUUCGUGACUCUGAGACAUCAUCUGCUCUUGUGGUCAACUCCGAGGAAGCCUUUUAUCCUAAGCCUGCAUUACAACCAGGACAACAAGUGUAUGGUCCAGCAAGUCCCCCGCUACAUCAUAGCCAACAUUUGCAUACCUCUUUUACAGCCUCAAGGAUAGAGCAGCACAGGUUGUGUGGUCUUGUCUGCACGACCCUCAAGCUGUGUUCUCCCUGGAAAUUCCCAAAGUUCUUAUGCUUACAAUAGCUAAGUGGCCAAACUGUGGUAGUUUAUACAGAGGUAACCAUAACUAAGGAUAAAAAUGGUAGGCAAAGAAAGACUGGAGAAUGUCAACCCACAAGUGUUUACCAAGGCCAGUCAGAGAGUAGAAAGCUCGACAGACUGGGAUGAUGAGGUUUAUGACCCAUUUGAUGCUAGAGAAGUCUUUGAUCUGGUGCGCAACAUCCGAGAUCCAGAACAUCCACUCACUUUAGAGGAGUUGAAUGUUGUGGAAGAGUGUCAGUGUGAUGUGAACGAUGCCGAGAAUUCAGUGAUGCUGCACUUCACUCCCACCAUCCCUCACUGCAGCAUGGCUUCCCUUAUUGGUCUUAGCAUCCGUCUUAAACUCUUACAGACUCUACCAACCAGGUUUAAAGUUGAUGUACGCAUCUCCCCUGGGACUCAUGCCUCUGAGCAUGCCAUAAACAAGCAACUGAAUGACAAGGAACGUGUGGCUGCUGCACUAGAAAAUCCUCAUCUUUUGGAAGUUAUUAACAAGUGCCUGAAUCCCAGAGGUCAAAAGUAGAGAGAUAAAUCAAAGCUGCCUUAGAGGGAAUUUUUUUUAGCAAGACUAUCAAGUAAGCAUUGAUUGAAGCAUCUUGCUUCAGUCAGUGGGUUGAUUUUGGACCUAUAACUGAGUGGUGGUGUGAAGAUGGUACUGUAUACACUUUUUUGGCUGGUUAUUAAUUAAAUUUUGUAAUUGUUCCAUUAAGGGACACUUGAGUUCUCCUGUCUUAAGAGACAGGGAAACUCACGUGCCCAUUAAACCCUAAAUGAUUUAAUGAUGAUGCCAAUAUUAUUAUUAUAUUUAUUACUUAUAAGGUCGUACAAGUUUAGUGCUUCUUUUGUGAAGUAAUAAUAUAGGGCACACAGUGCCGACUUGUUGAAAAAAAAAAAAAAAAAAAAGAAGAGGGUAACUACUGUAUCUUGGAUCAGGAGAUUUUUGGCAUCAAGGUAAUCCCUUAUGGGGGUCGAUUUUGAAUAAUGGGAUGUAAUAGUUGCAGUGCAGCAGAGAAUAACCCUCACAAGUCAAGUGGUUUACUGUCUUUCAGAUGGGGAGCUCCGAUGCUGUUGAAGGACUUCGAUCUGAUUAAUUUAAGCUACCAUCCGCUUCCUCAGAUCAAACUUGAUUACCUCCGAUUCACCAGGUGUUGAGACCCCUGUGGCUUUAGUGCUUUCUACAUAAUUAUAAUAUUAAUUAACUUGAAUAUUAUUCAUACAUAUUGAAUAUUAUUUUAAUUAAACAUCUUAGAGGAAGAUACCAAUUGAACCAAAUGGGUCAUACAGGUGUUUCUUAAAUAUAGAUUUAUACAGUAUAUCACUGGUGCUGAGCGAGGGGCUUGUAACCCCUUCUCCUGUAUACAUUGCCAAAAUUAAGAAGAUAAUUUUUUUUUUUUUUUUUUUUUUUUUUGGUGGGAUACGGCCAGUUUGUUGAAAGAUCACUGAUGCUGUAUGACUCAUGUGGUUUUAGUUUUUAAUAUGCAGUACUGUAAUAAUGUCAAAUGUAGCGGCUAAAUAUUGUUGUAUGAAAUUGUAAAUGAACAUUUCUCAGUGGGAAAUUAAUGACAACAUUGAGACAGAAACAAGAGUGAUAGAUUGUCUGUACACUUUGACCUUUGACUGAGGUACUUUUUAGCAGGUAAAUGAGUAUGAGUGGGAAACACAUAUUGGUGAAAAAAGAUGGAUAGGUCAUGUGAACCUGUCAAAAUAAAGGAAAUUAAGGUUCUGUGGAUUUGAAGUAGUUUUUGUUGAUUUUGCAGAGGUCUUGAUUGAGUGAACCAGUCUGGGCACUAGAUUUCUUUUUCUUUGUCUAAUUUGUUUGGGCUACGGGUUCUCAUGACCCUGAAAUAAAGGCUGGAGACAGUUUCCUUUGACUUGAGUACUGACUCAACAAAUAUACAUAUAGUAUACUAUAGUAGACAGUGUGUAUGUUCUCUGUGUACAGUAAACCAAAUAGCCAACAACUUGAAUUUGCUGUAUUUAAAAAACACACACUUGGCCACUGUUUUAUUUCAAAAAGUAAAAAUUUGAGUCUCACUAGCUGGGAAGCAAGCAUAAUCUUUCACAAAAUGGAAUGCACUACUGACCUUUAAUAUUUCUAAAUGGAAACUGGAGAUUUUUAAAUAGGUUUUAAAAAAAUUCCUGCACUACAUUAAAAAUUUAAUUUCAUUGUGUAAACUAUUACUACUGCCAGCCUAGUGUCUCAGCCCCAAGAUACCUGAGUCUUUACUCUGAGUAGUUCAGGAUUGCUCACAUGGUGUGGGUCAACCCCUACCAAUUUCCUUUAUGAAAGAUUCACGCUAUUGACUCUCCUCUUUUUCCUCUUGUUUGAUAUGCUUCAUUCUCAUAAUUGUGCAGCUGCUGAAUAGGACCUUGGAUAGAGGUCAAAAUACACACAGACAGCUUAUUGCUCAUGGUUGUCACCACAUUGGUAUAUGCAGAAACCUACUUCACGACAUAAAAUAGUACUGGAACCUCGGUAUUUGAACAGCUCCGUACUUGAACAAUUUGCUGUUCGAAUAUUUUGUUCAGAAAACAAAUCGCUUGGUAGUUGACCGUUUGCUCUGCACUCGACCAAACAAACACAACGUGCCAGAACUUUACUGUAAACUAAUUUGUGUUUCUUUGCAUUUUUUGGUGUUUUUUAUAUUGGACUGUGAGCAGGGUAAUAUUUAGUGAAGGGAUUCAGGGAAACCGGUUAUUUUCAUAUAGUCGGACUUGAGUCCUGGAAAUGGGAAGUACAAUGCCUGCACUUUAAAGGAGGGGUUUGGGAUAUUGGCAGUUUGGAGGGAUAUGUUGUGUAUCUUUAUACGUAUAUGCUUCUAAACUGUUGUAUUCUGAGCACCUCUGCAAAAGCAGUGAUAAUGUGUGAGUGUGGUGAAAGUGUUGAAUGAUGAAAGUAUUUUCUUUUUGGGGAUUUUCUUUCUUGUUUUUGGGUCACCCUGCCUCGGUGGGAAACGGCCGACUUGUUAAAAAAAAAAAAAAAAAAAAAAGUCACCAUGGGGCCUAAGAGGGUUAGUGAUAAUAGCCAACCAAAAAGAAAAUUGCUUGGGAAAAAUUUGUUCUGUACUUUAACAGAUUGAUACUUGAACAGCCUUCUGGAACCAAUUAAGUUCAAGUACCACGGUUCCACUGUAAAAGGUGUUUAUAUUUUCAUCUGCUGCAAAGGACUCGGAGAUUGACAUAAACAACUUUAUUAAUACACCAUAAUUAGUUGUGUCACUUAGGUAGAUUUCAGUUUCCAUUGGCUAGCAUGUUACAACACAUUGCCUUAAAUAUGUUUACUAUCAAUCAACUGAGGAAAAAUUUGUUUGUUCCAGAGCAUUAUGUUCUUCAGUGGUAACAAAAUUUGUUUGAACAAGCUGACUU